Messenger RNA from Prunus armeniaca (apricot), 1017 nucleotides. Lineage: Eukaryota; Viridiplantae; Streptophyta; Magnoliopsida; Rosales; Rosaceae. The record is from the annotation of a GenBank genome assembly.
AUGGCUUUAAAGUACUUUAUGUGGGAUGGAGAUUUGGUUCGAAAAAGCAAAAAUGAGGUACUUUUGAGGUGCCUGGGGAAGAAAGAAUGCAUGAAGGUCAUGGGGGAAACCCAUGAAGGAAUCUAUGGAGCUUAUCAAGGUGGAAGAAAAAUGUGCUGGUUAAUUAGAAGGUAUGGCUACUUCUGGCCAACCAUGAUGAAGGAUUGCAUUGAGUAUUCCAAGGGAUGUAAAGCUUUUCAAAGGCAUGGUCCAAUCCAACAGGCUCCUUUAGUUCCCAUGAAUCCAAUAGUUAAGCCAUGGCCAUUCAAAGGAUGGGCAAUGGAUCUCAUUGGCAAGAUUUACCCAGCCAGUAGCAAGAAACACUGUUUCAUCAUUAUAGCUACAUACUAUUUCACCAAAUGGGUAGAAGUCAAACCUAUUAAGUCCACCACAUCUCAGGAAAUAAUCACCUUCAUAGAAGAACAGAUUAUACAAAGGUUUGGCAUUCCAGAGUCAAUCACAACUGACAGGGGAUCUUCUUUCAUAUUUGGAGAGAUGCUGGAUAUGGUAGAAGCAUUCAAGUUCAAGCUACUUCAAUCCACUCCUUAUUAUGCCCAAGCUAAUGGACAAGCAGAAUCAAGUAACACCGUGAUCAUCAACAUUAUCAGGAAAAUGCUUAAGAAAAAUCCAAAGCAACGGCAUGAGAAAUUAUCAGAAACUCUGUGGGCAUAUAAGACUUCAAAGAGAGAGGGAACUGACUACUCUCAAACCAUCCUGCUGGAACUAGAAGGAUUGGAUGCAAGUAAAAUUGACACCCUCAACAAACUCUUAGCGGGAAAACACGCUGUAUCAAGGGCCUACAACAAAAGAGUUAAAAACAAGAGUUUUGAAGAGGGAGAAAACACGAUUUUGCCCCUUGAAACACACAUAGCUGGUUAUGGAAAGUGGUUACCUACAUGGGAAGGUCUUGGAUUGGGGGCAUACAGAUUACAUGAUCGAGAUGGAGAUGUUCAGGUUGCACCAAUCAAUGGCAAAUGA